UCAUUCAGUUGUCGAUUGUUGUUAGCGAAGUGUAGCAGCAAUUUUCUGUCGUAAAUUCUCCCAUUGAGAAACUUUUUGUCUUUUUGUACCGAGAAACGAAAAUGAAUCUUCGAUUGGUCUUUGUGGUAUUGAUGGCCGUCUCAUGCUUUGCAGCAAAGGCACGCUACGACAAUUACAAAUUGUAUUCACUGCAAUUGGAAAGUGAAGAACAAGCAAAAGCUGUUGUCGAAUUGGAACAUCAGACCGACGCCUAUGAUUUCUGGUCAGGAGCGAGUUUGGUACGCGAUGUCGAUGUAAUGAUUCCACCUCACAAAUUUGGCGAAUUUGAAGAUUUUUUGGAGCGAUUCAACAUAUCGUUUCACAUUAAAGUGGAAAAUAUUCAAUCACUCGUUGAUCAACAAGAUCCGGAAUUGACGGCACGCAAAACCGCUGAGGGCCGAAAUGCCUUCGAUUGGACAUUCUUUAAUACAUUCGAUGAAAUUCAAAGUUGGCUGGACGGUCGUAUCGCCGCAUAUCCCAGUGUUUUAUCUAAUAUCGUCAUCGGAAGAUCACUGCAAAACCGCGUACUCCGCUGUGUCCGUUAUUCAGAACGAGCUAACAACCCAGCCGUUUUCAUUGAGGCUAACUUCCAUGCACGUGAAUGGGCCUCAUCUGCCACUGCUACAUGGAUUAUAAAUGAAUUGCUGUCUUCGACAGAUCCAGAAACUAGACAAAUUGCCAACACCGUUGACUGGUACAUAUGUCCAGUCGCCAAUCCUGAUGGCUUUGUGUUCUCCCAUGAAUCGACUCGGCUAUGGCGAAAAACUCGUCAGUCGUGGGGAAGCUGCAUCGGAACCGAUCCGAACCGAAACUUUGACUUCUUCUGGAUGUCUGCUGGUGCAUCUAACAAUCCAUGUUCCGAUACGUAUGCCGGUCCGAAUCCAUUCUCCGAACCAGAAACUGCUGCCCUCAGAGACUUCUACGGUACCAUUGCAUCGCGUACUCGAAUGUUCUUGUCGAUUCAUGCAUUCGGCCAAUAUCUUCUGUUUCCACUGGGUCACACAACGGCUCAAUCGAAUAACCAUGCCAAUUUGUUGUCCGUUGGCAAUGCAGGAGCAAAUGCAAUUCGUGCCACUGCUGGUGCCGAUUAUUUGGUUGGAAGCAGUUCGGUCGUUCUCUACGCCACAUCGGGAUCAACGCCAGAUUGGGCAUUUGGCGUGCAUAACACGCGUUUGUCGUAUACCUUUGAAGUUCGGCCGAUCCGAGGAUCGAGUAACGGUUUCUUGUUGGCGCCGAACCAAAUUAUUCCCAACAAUCGUGAAGUGAUGAAUGGAAUCAAAGCUAUGGUUGCACAGGCUCGAGUACUUGGAGAAAUGUAGUAUGCGUGUCGACGGUGAUUUUUUUCAAAAAUG
Messenger RNA from Bradysia coprophila, 1391 nucleotides. RefSeq names its product zinc carboxypeptidase-like. Lineage: Eukaryota; Metazoa; Arthropoda; Insecta; Diptera; Sciaridae. Gene Ontology annotation, molecular function: zinc ion binding; metallocarboxypeptidase activity. Gene Ontology annotation, biological process: proteolysis. The record is from RefSeq and is a predicted model, not a curated record.